Messenger RNA from Drosophila sulfurigaster albostrigata, 2490 nucleotides. RefSeq names its product transcription factor Sox-1a (gene Sox21a). Lineage: Eukaryota; Metazoa; Arthropoda; Insecta; Diptera; Drosophilidae. The transcript is spliced from 3 exons. Gene Ontology annotation, molecular function: DNA-binding transcription factor activity, RNA polymerase II-specific; RNA polymerase II cis-regulatory region sequence-specific DNA binding. The record is from RefSeq and is a predicted model, not a curated record. The coding region runs from base 476 to 1639 and encodes 387 amino acids. Gene Ontology annotation, biological process: positive regulation of transcription by RNA polymerase II; cell differentiation; anatomical structure morphogenesis.
CAAAUCAAAACUGUCGCGCACUCGACACGGACGCACCGGCUCCGGCUCCGGCACUCGGCAAUCGCUACUCGGCAGUCUCUCUCUCCGGGUUCAGUUUCAGUUCAGUUCAAGCCAACACACAAAGCGUAAAUAGUAAAGCGUAAAGUGUAAAGCGAAAAGGAAACAUUACUUCAAGUGCAGCUCAAAAGCUUUUGUAAAGUGCUAAGAACAAGAUCGACAGAUUAAAUACAAUAUCAUCAAAGAAUACAAAUAUUGCAAACAAUAAACAACUAUAGUGUUUGUUUAAAACAUUUACUAAAAUCGGUGUGUUUUAAGAUCUAUUUCCAUUUACGAUCGAAAUAAUUAUACGGGAUUACGCAUAAAAUCCACAACUUGACACAAGCACGGUCAGUGCACCGAAUUGACAGCAAGGGAGAAGAGACAAUCGAGCCACUCACCUGACACCCGACGAGGUCACCACCUGACACCUGACACCAUGACGAGCAUUGCGGCGCUGCUGCAUCGCAGUCACAAUCACAGCCACAGUCACAAUAGCAACGGCUACACGAGCAGCGGCAGUGGCAGCAGCAGUCACAGUCAUCACAGCAGGAGCAGCCUGUCUCCGGUGACAAUAAUCGGUGGUGCCACAACUCCGCCGCCACCGCAGCAGCCAACACAGCCAGCAAAGCUGCAACACCAGCAGCAACAGCAACAGCAGCAGCAACAAAGCAGCUCGAAUUCGAAUGUGAGCUCCCAUCAUGACCACAUUAAGCGACCAAUGAACGCGUUUAUGGUCUGGUCGAGAGGACAACGACGCAAAAUGGCCCAGGACAAUCCGAAAAUGCACAACUCUGAGAUAUCGAAGCGUUUGGGUGCCGAGUGGAAAUUGCUUACCGAAUCACAGAAGCGUCCAUUCAUCGAUGAGGCCAAGCGAUUGCGCGCGCUGCACAUGAAAGAACACCCCGAUUACAAAUAUCGGCCGCGUCGCAAGCCAAAGACGCUCAACAAGUCACCAGUGCCAGGCGGUGGCUCUGGAGGAGUUGGCGGAGGCGGCGGCGGCGGAGGAGGUGGAGCAGCUGGUGGCAACGGAGCAGGCGGCUCAGCUGGCAAUGGAUUGACAUCAGCUGGUCAGAUGGGCAAGGAGUCGAGUCAAGCGCAGCACUCGCCUCUCGGAGCACAUGGUCUGUCGCAUCAUCAUCAUCAUCACCAUCCGCAUCAUCCACAUCCGCAUGCCGCCCACGCCGCUGCCGCCCAUGCGCAUCAUCAUCAUGCGCAGCUGAGCGCCGUGGCAGCCGCUGCAGCUGCGGCCGCCGUCUCCCAUUCACAUUCCCAUUCACCCACCUCGCUGGCGGCCAAGUAUGGCUUUGGCUCGCCUCUGGAACUGUCGCUGCCCCGUGUGCCUGGCGGCUUUCCUGGCCUGGGACACUAUCCACUGGAUCCCACCCUGGCGCUGGAUCUUCAGGCGCGUCUUCAGGCCAUGUAUGCGGGCAGCAUUUAUCAUCCGUGGCGCUAUCUGCCACUGAUCAGUCCAGAGACGCCACCGUCACCGCCCAGCAGCAGCGGCACAGGCAUCUCAUCCUAUGGCUGUGUGAAAUCGGCCAAAUCCUCGCCAGUUGCCGUGGUGCCAGCGGUUGCCACGACGCCGCCGAACAUCAUUUGACCAACUCCGCUGCGCUUUGGCGCAGCUGCCGCCGAGCAUGCGGUCUAAAGAGCUACAGCUGGGCAUCACGCAUUCCACAAACAAAAAGAAAGUAAAGAAAUCCCCACCCAAUAACUGGUGGCAGCCCCAAAAGCUGGCCUGCCCACUUGCUAGUGUAGUACCCUAGUGUUAGCUGAAUCUUUGUGUGAGUUUCUCUCUUUUUAAGUUGCAUGUUUCUGUUUUGUUUUGUCCCUUCUUCCUCUGGACUGCACACGAACCUUUGAUUUUGAUUGUGGAAGUUUGCAAGUAUCAAAUAGAUUUUCCAAAUAGAUAGAAAAUCUGAUUCAAGGAUAUCCUUGAAAAGAUUUUAACAUUUCACAUUCAGAAAUCUAGCAAUUUAUUUGAUAUUCAGGGUGUUAAGGAAGAGUUAUAGCACAAUUAAAAUCUUUAUUUCUGUUUAGUUAGAACUGCAUUGUUUAUAUAUUAUUAACUUAAUAUUCGAAGAGACUCUUUUAUUUAAAAGCCGCAUCAAACAACAUUCAAUAAAGAUGUCAACAUUUCUCAAUAUAUUGCAUUACAUGUUAAGCUUAAUACUUAAUGAUGUUUAUGAACUUAUUUUCGAACGAUAUUAUUCAAACUAUUUUAACGAUAGUUCCGAUUAUAAUGUCGACAACAGUUUUUAAUGGAAUAAAAUGUUUGAUUUAGUAUAUCAAAUAAAGAGUCACAGCAAACUAGACAACUGUAAAGUAGUCUCAAGUUAAAAGUAAAGUAAUUCUAUUCAGAUUAUUUCAGUGACAAAUUCUCUUACAUCAAACUUUAUCUUCAUAUCAACAUAUUACUCUAUUUGAGUAAGAAACUAAUUUGCAUAUCCU